Molecule: messenger RNA, 2037 nt
Organism: Bufo bufo (common toad)
Lineage: Eukaryota; Metazoa; Chordata; Amphibia; Anura; Bufonidae
Exons: 12
Coding region: 1-2037 (678 amino acids)
Source: RefSeq, a predicted model, not a curated record
AUGGCAUCUAAGGGGCAACAAAACCGAUAUGCCUUGGGCUGCAAGUUUUGCCUGAAGAUCCAGGAAACACUUCCUGUACAUCUGAGAAGAACCUGUACAAAGAAUGCUUCUCCUGCAAAGAUUGAUAGUCUGGUGUCUGAAGCCAGAGAAAAGAUGCGCAGUAUUCUGAAAGGACUGACCAUCAUUGAAUACACAGACUUGGAUUAUAAGGAUUCAGACCCACUAGAAUUUUUUGUCAGAUUUCUGGAAAAGCGCGGAUGCUAUAUAAAAGGAAAACCCGUACAACCCACAAGGACUUCUAGAAUCCAACCAGAAGUUGCAGGAGAAGAUGCAGGAAUGUGCGAGGCAGCAUCCCAUGACAUUGCCGGAUCUCUACAAGAACAGAUGCCUAUAACAGUAGAAUUAUCUGCUCCAGCUGAUGAAUCUGAUAGGAUUGAUGAGGAAAAGCCUACACAGAUAAAGGAAGAGCCAGAAGAGUCAGAACUUAUUGAGGAAGAAGAAGAAGAAUCUGAACAUAUUGAAGAAGAAGACAACACAGAAGAUAAUGUAGAUGACAUAGAUGAAGAUCAACAAUUGAACAGGACCCUGACAACACAAUGGAAUACAAAUACAAGGGCUAAAAUGAUGAAGGCCGGACUGUACAUGCGCCAUUCUUUAAAUGCACCGCUACUGAAGGGGUUUACAUCUUAUCUUCAAGAGACCCUGGGUGUUAUAAGGUACCAACACGAGGUUGAAGAUGUGGCCAGAUUCUUGUAUUUUAUGAAUCCAAUGUGUGUGAACAUGUCAUUUGUGAAGGACAUCAAAAGGGUCAAUCAGUUUUUUACAAAGCUGAAGGGCAUUCUAAUGAGCCAGACGAUGUUCAACUAUCUCAAGCACAUCAGACGAUUUGUGAAUUUCCAGAUGAAGUCUACAAACUUGCAUGUGAGAAAACCAUCCCUUUUUAAAGCCUGCAGUUUCUUUUUAAAAGUGACGGAGGACAUACAAAAAAGGCUGAGGAAAGGAAUAUCCCGUGAGGUUGUCAGGAAAAGGUACACAUCACUGAUGACUUUGACAUCGCCAGAAGACUGCCGUAGACUUUUACGUGAGGCAAAGGAAUUAUUUUUGCAAGCCAUUCAAGAGGCAAGAACAAAACGUUCAGUGGGUGAAGAAAAAAAGUUGCUCAUCCUGUACUACCUGGAAGCAUUGCUGGUUCUCAAACAUCUGCAGACACCAGGGGUAGUACAAAAUAUGACAGUCUCUGAAUGGACAGACCGCUUACAUUACAACUACACCUGGGAGAACAACCAACUGAGUCUAACCGUUGUUGCAGUAGAGACGCACAAAACUGCAACCCAGCAAGUUGCCACAUUUGCGUUAACAGAAGAAGAAGAACAGUGGUUCAAGGUUUAUUAUGAGAAGAUCAGGCCAACACUUCUCCAGAAGAACAAUUCUCCAGAAGAAAUCUUCUUCCUUUCAUCAACAGGGCAAAAAAUUUACAAUGUUUCUAAUGAUUUGUGGAGGCUACACAAGAGGUUUGAUCUUCCAAAUGUUUCAAGCCAGGUGGCUCGUCGGGUUUGUGAAAAGUGGACUGUGGCUCAAUAUUCAGACUCUGAGAGGUACCUGUUUGCAAAGUACCUUACUCAUACCAGCACAACAGCAGACAGGUGCUACAGAGAGAAGACUCUAAAUGACAUCUGCCAUGCAUCUAUAUUGGUUUCACAGAUUGGAUCAAGAAAAGAUGUGGAAAAUCAACCAAGUACCUCAAGAAGUGCAGCAACCUCAAGAGCAGCGACAUCAUCUCAAGUAAGACUGUCAUCAAAAUGUGAACAAAAGGCUGUUGCCCAGUCAACAAACCCAAGAGAAGGAGCAUUUCAGAAAUUUACUGAGAAGUUCCCACUGGACUUAGACUCACUUGGGCCAGCCCCAAAAGCAGCCAUGGCUGUGUCUAAAGCACACGGACAAUACUUCAGUGACAGAUGGAGAAAGACGCAGAACAAAAUGCGAACAGACUAUAUAGCAGGUCACUUCAAAAAGGAAAACCAAAAGAAGAAGAAGUGA